ACGUGUCAACAAGUUAUCACCGAAAGUACAUUUCACAUGCAAAAAAACAUAACAUAAUACCAACAACAUGGAAACAUAACAACAAAAAUUAGAGUCAAACGUUAAGUGCACAAGCACUUUCUCUACAUAACAAGCAAAAUCUUGUCUAUAAUGACAAAAAUACCCUCAUCUUUAUAAUCAGUAUAUAGAAGACGUAAAUAGAAACAAGUUGACCGUUUCUUUGCCUCCAAAAAAAUCCAUAACUGUAACCGACCUCUCCUUCUUCCCUCAAUUUCCUCUCUUCCACUUCUCUACCAAAACACAACACAAACAAAAAAAAAAUCACAAAAAAAAGAAAACAUUAUGACAAAUAUGAUAAAAUAAUAAAAAUUAUUAUUAUUAGUUUGUUUAGCAAACAAUAAUAAUAAUAAAAUUCAAACGUUUUCCAUUACAUUUCAUAUUUGUCAUAGCGUUUUCCAUUCCAUUUCCAAAACCUCCUGCCGCCGAUGGCCACCAUGGAACGCAGAAAAACGCUGACCAUGAAUUGGGACGGCCUCGGCGACGACGAGGACGACUUACAUUUCUUUGAAACAUAUAACCGUCUCUCCACCGCCGUCCCCGAUGACUUAGCUUCUUCUUCUGAUGAAGAUGAUGAUUAUGAAGAUAGCCGGUUAUCCUUUGCCUCUGCAGUCUCCUCCUUUCACCCUUCCAAACACCGGAAGCCGGAGCUUCCCCCGGCUACCGGCAUUGCUCCAAACUAUGAUAUAUGGAUGGCUGCUCCGGGAUCUAUCACAGAAAGAAGACGAAGAUUGCUUGGAAGUAUGGGAUUGGAUGAAAAUAAAGAGAAUCUUAAAGCUACUAGCAUUGUUAUUAGCCGCGCCAUCACGAAAAAAUUCGAGAACAAAAACAACAAUCAAGAAACUCAAAAAUCAGAUCAUUCGCAUUCUUCAUAUGUCCUAGUUCGAUCGAGAUCUGAAGGUGACAUCGAUUCGUUCACUACAAAAUUAAGAAAGGAGGAGAUCAUAGGAAAAAUUUCGAAGCAAAGGUUAACAAGAACUAAUACUGAUAUAGGCAUGGCGAGCACAUGUGCUCGUCAUGCAGAUAUAAAUAGAAUUAUUGUGAGGGAUUCUGGAGAUUCCUCUGUUAGGCAUUUACCAUCGGCGUCACCGAUGGUAACAUCCAGCUCAGGACUUGGAGCGUUCUUUUUAAUCAAAAAUCUAGAUACUGGAAAAGAGUUUAUUGUAAAGGAAUACGGUGAAAACGGGACGUGGAAUCGGUUAAGCGAUUUAGAAACAGGUAAACAGUUAACAAUGGAAGAAUUUGAAAACACCAUUGGACAUAAUCAGUUUAUAAAUGAUCUAAUGAGACGACGUAAUUACGGAAGAAACAAUGGAUAUGGUAAGAAGCUAGGUUCAGAUUCUUAUAUAUCAAGAAGUUUAAGGUUAAGUAAAAGAAGAGGUGCUUCAUUGUUGAAGAAUAUUAAAGGUGUAGCAAGUGGAAUUGUUGGUGAACGUGAAAGAGAAGUUGUUGUACCACAAGUUGUUGAUCAAAAUAAAACUCAAGGGAAGAAUAAAUGGGUUAAGGUUAGGCAAAGUGGGAAAUCACAAAAAGAGCUUUCAGCUUUGCAUUUAUGUCAAGAAUUUCAAGCACAUGAAGGGUGUAUUUGGACUAUGAAGUUUAGUUUGGAUGGAAGGUUUUUGGCUACUGCUGGUGAGGAUAAAGUGAUACAUAUUUGGGAAGUUCAAGAAUGUGAGGUUAUGAGUAUGAGAGGUGAGGAAGGGAAUCUUACUCCUAUUCAUCCUUCUUUGCUUUCUUCAAUGGAAAGAGAAAAAAAUGUUGAUACUCAUAGUUUGGUUAAGAAGAAAGGGAAAUUUGGAAGUAAAAGAGGAGGAGGGUCAGCAGCUAUUCCUGAAUAUGUUCAUGUGCCUGAAAAUGUUUUUACUUUCUCUGAGAAACCUUAUUGUUCUUUUCAUGGUCAUUUGGAUGAAGUUUUGGAUUUGUCUUGGUCUAGAUCUCAGCUACUUCUUUCAUCUUCAAUGGACAAGACAGUGAGAUUAUGGGACUUGGAAACAAAAACAUGCUUGAAAUUCUUUGCACAUAAUGAUUAUGUAACCUGUGUUCAAUUCAACCCUAUGGAUGAAGAUUAUUUCAUUAGUGGUUCCCUUGAUGCUAAGGUCAGAAUGUGGAACAUCUCUGCUCGUCUUGUUGUGGAUUGGACUGAUAUUCAUGAAAUGGUUACAGCUGUAUCUUACACCCCAGAUGGUCAAGGUGUUCUAGUUGGUACGCAAAAAGGGAAUUGUCGUACUUAUGGCAUAGAAGAUUAUAAAUUAACUCAGACAAGCACAAUUGAACUUCGAAACAAGAAGAAAUCUCAGCUAAAAAAAGUUACUGGAUUUCAGUUUGCUCCAUGUAAUCCAGCAGAAGUGCUUGUUACUUCAGCUGAUUCCAGGAUAAGAAUUGUGGAUGGUACAGAAAUUGUUCAUAAAUUUAAAGGAUUUCGAAAUGCAAACAGCCAAAUGGCAGCGUCAUUUAGUCCAAAUGGAAGAUUUAUAAUAAGUGCAAGUGAAGAUUCACAAGUAUAUGUAUGGAAGCAUGAAGAACAUAGAAAUUCAAACACAGGAAAAUCUAGAACAGUACUUACUACUCAAUCUCAUGAACACUUUCCAUGCAAAGAUGUUUCAGUAGCAAUACCUUGGCCAUUUAUGAUCAAAGGUGAUCCACCAGAAGUUCCGGUUCCUCAAUCCAAAAAGAACUCGAAACGAAUGCUUCCACCUCUUCCAAAGAAAGGCAAUAAUAAUAAUCAUGCAACAGAAGGUGCAUCAAGUUCUCCAGAGCACGACCCUGCAUCGCUUUCGCGAAGCGAAUCAGGAAUAGGCGAUUCGUUUGAGAAUAGUAAGAGAAUGUUACCACCUCUUCCAAAGAAAACCAACAACCAAGUAACAGAAAGUGAAGUAGAAGAAGAUCAUGGAGCUAUUUCGAGGACGAAUUCAGGGUUUGGCGAUUCGUUUUCUUCGGAUUCUGCAUCGAUUAGAUACGGCGAUGCUCUUUCGAUGUCUAACGCAGCUACUCCAUCAGGUUCAUCUUGGUCUUCUAAUUAUUCAGCAUAUGAUGGCUCCUCAGCAGUUCAUCCUUCAGCAUGGGGUUUGGUAAUAGUAACAGCGGGAUUUGGAGGUGAAAUAAGAUGUUAUCAGAAUUUUGGAUUGCCAAGAAGGAUGGGUAGGCAAGCUCAUCUUUUUGGAAGCCCUGCUUAACAUUUUGUAAAAUUAAAAUUAGUAACUUUUUCCAUAUGAAAGAGCAAGAAAUGGCACAGGUUAAAUGUAAAUUGAGUUUUUCUUAUUAGAUUGGCAUAUCAUGUGUGGCAAUUUUGAUGAUAUGUAUGCUUUUGGUUAGUAAGCUACAUAAACAUUAUAGACAAGAUACAAGAAAUGUAAAUGAAAUUCAAAGUGAACAAUCAAAGGGAAAGCACGUGUCCGACACCGA
Molecule: messenger RNA, 3459 nt
Organism: Medicago truncatula (barrel medic)
Lineage: Eukaryota; Viridiplantae; Streptophyta; Magnoliopsida; Fabales; Fabaceae
Exons: 8
Coding region: 486-3230 (914 amino acids)
Molecular function (GO): protein binding
Source: RefSeq, a predicted model, not a curated record